GACGCAAUUUCUCCUAUACUGCCUGCUGAUUGCGAGUCAGCCAAAUCGUCUCAUGCUCAUUCUGAUGAAGUGGCUCGUCUUCUUGAGGAUAGCCAGACUCCACUAGCUCGCAUUCUGGCAGGCUACUCUUCGAUGUGUUCUCAGCAGUCAUCAUCUCACGCUCUGAAAAACUCAUCAAAUCCUAUCAACUCUUGUCCCAUCAUUAAAGACGUGCUACCCCGCUGGCCUUUAGUAGAGCAAGCAUCGACUGAGAUUUCUUGUCUUCUUGCUGAUGCCAGAAAGUCUCUUGAGGAAAUUCUUCCUCGGGGCUACCAACCUAUAUCUGCCAUUCGCCUACCAGAUCUUCAUCUUACUCGGGAGACUCCUCGCCGCACCCCUAGACGCCAAUCUCAACGUCUCUUCUCUGCUAAUUCUCAGGAGGUCUCCGAGUCUCUUAUGGGUUAUUCACCCAAUAUGGGAGUUUGCGGGGAUUCCAUGGCUUCAUCUGAUUCCGAACUUUCUUCCAGUCAGGAUAGUUGUUCAGCAGAAGAUGAGGAUGGCGAUGACGAAUAUGGUUACUCUUUUGUGACAACGGAUGAAGUCCGAUUGCUCCCAAAGGCUGUAGGUAUCACCAGCAAAGAUGAAAAAAUGUCCAUAUUGCCACCAAAUUUGGACGGUGCUCCGCCUUUAUGUCCUAACUCAAUAAAUUCGAAAGCUCCACCAAUGCUGCUUCUGAUUGGAGAUGGUCUAUGUGAUUCAAAUACACAGAAUCCAGCAAUUAAUGAUGUCAAUAUGUCAUCUAGCGCACACCCUAUUUCAGGCGAAGCAUUGUAUUCUAUUGACCCACCUGAUGGAUUUUCUCGCUCAAUCCGUCCUUCACGCGCUUUAUCUACUGCAGUUAAUUCAUCCGGAAUGGGGGUUACACCACUCAUCACCAACUGUUCCUCCACUGGU
Protopolystoma xenopodis is the source of this 933-nucleotide messenger RNA. NCBI's taxonomy places the organism in Eukaryota, Metazoa, Platyhelminthes, Monogenea, Polystomatidea, Polystomatidae. The record is from the annotation of a GenBank genome assembly.